Messenger RNA from Pocillopora damicornis (cauliflower coral), 3411 nucleotides. Its product is annotated as endothelin-converting enzyme homolog. Lineage: Eukaryota; Metazoa; Cnidaria; Anthozoa; Scleractinia; Pocilloporidae. The record is from RefSeq and is a predicted model, not a curated record. Gene Ontology annotation, cellular component: plasma membrane. Gene Ontology annotation, biological process: protein processing. Gene Ontology annotation, molecular function: metalloendopeptidase activity.
UGCCGCAGCUAAGGAGUCCGUGAUUAGUAGUAUAUAUUUCUGCAUCAGUGCAUUGCUCAUUUGAAUGCGGAAAAUUCGAGUUGAUGCCGUUACUGUGGCAAAAAGUCGUGUAAAUUCUAGUCCAGUAGCUUUGCUUCCUUUACAAUGAAGAACUGGGACAGUUCAAGAUGACAAUAAUGUAGACAUUGAAAGGAAAUCGUUGGUUGAAGCCUUAGAACAGUAAGGUUUCGCCGGUUUGAACGAGCUGGCAACAUGAAAACAAUAUUGGGUUUGGCAGUUAUGGCUUGUGUUGUGUUUGGAGCAUCUCUAACGGCCAUCGACACAAACAGCGAAACAGGAAAAUCUGCUAGAAGACACCAGGCUUCUGACGAAGAGAUAUUAAUUAUCCUUGGAAACGGUUUGCUUCCAGGCCGGCCACAAUAUAAACCACAGCCAUUCAAGCCUGAUAAAUCUUACAAAAAUAUUCCCAAGUGCAUGAAAAAAGAAUGCAUUAAUGAAAGUAAGAGUAUGUUUCAUCUGAUGGACACAUCCGUUGAUCCUUGUGAAGACUUUUAUCAGUACGCAUGCGGAGGAUGGCUCAGGAAACCCCUACCCGAUGAUCAUGCGCAGUGGUCCGUAUUUACUCGCUUAAGUGAACAAAAUGAAAAUUUACUAAAACGUCUCAUUGAAGAACAAGAGAACUCAGAUAACAGUGUGGGAAAACUAGUUUACAACUGGUACGCUGCCUGCAUGGACGAAGAUGAACGCGACAGGCUGGGAGCUGGUCCACUACUGGAGUUAAUACACAAUACCAUGGGAGAACAGUUCAAUCCUUUUGUACCAAACGACUUUUCUGGUGAAGAUUGGGUACUAGAAGAUGUGUUGGGCAUCGUCCAUAGCAGCCUUAACGUGUUUCCGUUUUUCACAAUAAAUUUGGGCAUCGAUCCACUGAAUUCUUCUUCGCCAACACAUCUCUCGAUUAAUGAAGCAAAACCGAUGAUGCGGUUACAUGACUCAUAUUUAUCACAGGAAGAGCAUAAUGUGUUGGUAACUCAGGCUUACAUGGCGUUGAUGGCAAAUCUAACGAAGCUUUUGGGAGCUCUAGAUUAUCAGGAUGCGAAUUCCAUCAUCCCGGAACUUAAGGAAAUUUUACUCCUUGAAGUUGACCUGAUCAAGGCCAUGAAAAAUGAAGAGAAGGAAGAAGAGAAGGGUAAUAAAUGGACACUGAAGGAUUUCCAAGCGAAUCUUCCAGAGUUUAACUGGACGAGAUACUUCACAGAGUUAACGGCCGAUUUGAGUAAUAACAACUCUUUCUCUGAAUCCGAAGUAGUGUUUAUCGAGGCUCCUAUUUAUCUGGCUGAGGUGGUGAAGAUUUUAAAGAACAGACCCAAAGGAGUUGUUGCCAACUACAUCACUUGGUUAUUAAUCCACGAGUAUGGCCCAUACCUUUCGACGAAGUUUCAUGACGCUUACUUGACGUUCGCGAAAGUAGCUUACGGGAUAAAGAGAGGAAGUGCGCUAUGGCGGCGGUGCGUGCGCGGUACGACCAAGUCUGUCGAUAUGGGCGUGUCUAUGUUGUUCGUGACUGACAAGAAGUCGGAGUUUACUAAUGGAAGUAUGCAUCAUGCGGAUCAAAUGGUUGAGAAUAUACGCGAGGCAUUCAUUGAUAACUUAAAAUCCGUGAACUGGAUGGACGAGAAAACGAAACAGGCAGCUGAAGAAAAGGCGGAGGCUAUGAUUCAACAGAUAGGUUAUCCCCCAUUUAUCACGAAUCUAACAUCAUUAGAGCAGUAUUUUUCUGGGUUGGAAGUUAAUCCUAAGACGUUUUUCAACAAUCGACUCAUGGAAAACAAAAUAAGAAUGAAAAACACUUUGGCAGCAAGAGGUCAACCCCCGAGUCGCUUCAGAUGGGACAUGCUGCCGACUGAAUCAAAUGCUUAUUAUUCUGUUGAAAGCAAUAAAAUCGUUGUACCAGCAGGAAUUUUGACACCUCCGUUUUAUCACAUAGCCGCUCCACAUGCGCAAAAUUUCGGAGGAAUAGGAUUUGUGGUUGGACAUGAACUUACUCACGCAUUUGAUUCUCAAGGUGCAAUGUUCGAUAAAAAUGGAAACCUGAAGAACUGGUGGGAUAAAGAAUCUUUUUCUGGUUUUGUGAGUCGAGAAGGGUGUAUGAAGCGUGAAUAUGAGCAGUACUCAGUACAGGGACGCCAUUUGGAUGGCUUAAAGACUCUAGGAGAAAACAUUGCUGAUAAUGGCGGUUUGAAACUUGCUUACCUGGCAUAUCACAAGUGGUCAGAUGAGCACGAUCAUGACAGUACGCUGCCUGGGCUUGGUCUUACCUCAAAUCAACUAUUCUUCCUUUCUUUCGCUCAGAUUUGGUGCGAGAAAACCACUCCUAGUUAUGCAUUGACUGAUUUACAAAUUGACGUGCAUAGCCCGGGAAAAUUUCGAGUUGAUGUUACAUUAAAAAACAGUCAAGCUUUUGCCGAAGCCUUUAAAUGUCCAACAGGAAGCCCAAUGAAUCCUGUCAACAAAUGUGCCGUUUGGUGAUUUCCUGCGGGUAUAAAAGAGAAUUGUAUUAUUAUUUUUUUUCAAAUAUGAGUGUAUUCCUUAUUUAUUUUCUUGAAUGGAAAUUUUCCCUGCCGACAAAACCUGCCAUUGAAUUGAUAAAAGCAAAUGCAUUAUUUAGAUUUGGAAUUGAAUACAGUGAAAACUGGAAAAAGGAUCGCCAAAUACAUCUUUCUCUGUUUUUGCAUACGACGCACAGAGGAGGUAACAUUUAGUGAUAGUUUAACCCUUUAACUCCCAAUAUCUGAUUGUUAAUUCUCCCCUGUAGCUGCUACACAUUUCCUUGUAAAUUAAUUACGAGAACUUGGUGCUAGAUCAGGAUAGCAGCUUCUACCUGAUAAGUUUGAAUAUUCUCAUUACCUGUUUGCUGAAGAAUGUAUGGAUAUUGUAGGGAGAAGUUUUAUGUUAAUCACUUCUGGGAGUUAAAGGGUUAAUAGAGGGAAGGGUGAUGUUUGGGACCUUUUUGUCUGUUAAACCUCAACACCUUAACAUUAGGAGCCAUACUCUUCAUACUCUACUCUACACCUUUUCUUUGGUACUGACAAGGAGAAUUUGUUUAACAAUCAAAGUUUCUUAGGUUUGGCGAUCGUUUCCUUCAUUCUCAUGAUCUCAGUGAGUGAUUCAGCAGUAGCAGUGUAAUUAGAAAUUAGAUGCUGGUCACUACGGGUUAAAAGGUCAACCAAAAUCUGUAAAGAAACAGAGUUGAUGGCUCAGUGGUAAUUAUGGAGAAUGUUUUAGUUUUAUAGUUUUAAUUUUAAAAAAAUAAGAUUAAAACGAAAUUCAUCGAUCGAUGUUCUUAAACUGGGGAAAAGAAUUCAUUUAACUAGGGUCAAUGCCAUGUCAAAAUAAAAUUAUUAAAACCAG